GCACAACUGGGGCUGAAAGCAGCUACUCGAGAUCGGCUUUUCUUCCCCUUCUUCUCCUCCUCCUCCUCUUUCUCUCCUCCUCCUCCUCCUCUUCUCUUUCUUUCUACCACAGCCACCCCCCACCCCCCAACUCCCCGGCCACUCUCGGGCCCCGACAAAGUUGCAAUAGCUGCCUCCCCUUUGCAGGCUGUUCGCAAGGCAGGGGAAAAGGGGUGGUGGCGGGGUGGGGAGAAUCCGGACUUUGCAAAUACCCUGCGAGCGAGCCGAGAGCAAGCGAGCGAGCGAGCAAGCGCGAGCGAGAGCUUCAUCGUCCGACAGACAAAGACUUUGCAAAAGGCAAACAGCCCCCCCUCUCCGCCCCCAAACUGCUGUUCCGCUGCCCUGCCGUGCCGGCGGGGCCGGGGCUGCCGCAGCCGCCGCUCCCCAUCUUGCACUGCAGCGCCCCCGCCCCCUCCCUCCCUCUCUCCCUCUCCCCAGCUUCUUCCUCGGCCGCUCCGGUGCAGGAGUUGAAAGUUUCUCUGCGGGCGAGAGUGGAGGCGCCGAGCCUGGAGUGAGCAGCAUUCGGUAGAGUCGCCGGCGACCGAGAUGGCUGGAGAGCUGAGCAUCGGCCCAGAGCUGCCCACCAGCCCGCUGGCCAUGGAGUACGUGAAUGACUUCGACCUCAUGAAGUUCGAUGUGAAAAAGGAGCCCCUAAGCCGGGCCGAGCGCCCUGGACGUCACUGCACUCGCCUGCAGCCUGCGGGGUCGGUGUCGUCCACCCCCAUCAGUACUCCUUGCAGCUCCGUGCCCUCGUCGCCCAGUUUCAGCCCUACCGAGCAGAAGACGCACCUGGAAGACCUGUACUGGAUGGCCAACAGCUACCAGCAGAUGAACCCGGAGGCUCUCAAUCUGACCCCCGAGGAUGCGGUGGAGGCGCUGAUUGGCUCCCACCAGGUCCCCCAGCAGCUGCAGGGCUUCGAGAACUUCCGGGCCCACCACCACCACCAUCACCAACAUCAGCACCACCACCACCAAUAUCCUGGCGUCAGCCACGAAGACCUGGCCAACGGAGGGCACCCCCACCACCAUCAUCAUCACCACCAAGCGUCCCCCACCCCGUCGACCUCCUCCACUUCAUCCCAGCAGCUGCCCAAUAACCACCCGGCGGCGCACCCAGCCUCUAGCAGCGUGGAAGACCGCUUCUCGGACGACCAGCUGGUGUCCAUGUCGGUAAGGGAGCUGAACCGGCACCUGCGAGGCUUCACCAAGGACGAGGUGAUCCGCCUCAAGCAGAAGAGGAGGACCUUGAAGAACAGGGGCUACGCCCAGUCCUGCAGGUAUAAACGAGUCCAGCAGAAACACCACCUGGAAAACGAGAAGACCCAACUCAUCCAGCAGGUGGAACAGCUCAAGCAGGAGGUGUCCCGGCUGGCCCGCGAGAGAGAUGCUUACAAGCUGAAAUGCGAGAAACUUGCCAGCAAUGGCUUCAGGGAGGCCGGCUCCACCAGCGACAACCCCUCCUCUCCAGAGUUCUUCAUGUGAGUGCGAAUCCCCUGCCCUCAUCCCCCUCCCCACCCCUUUCCCAUCUCUGACAUCUCCAUCCAUCCUCCUGCUGGAAAUAGAGAAAUAGGAAAGGGGGGGUGAAGAUGAAAAAGUUGAGUGAAAAAGGAACCCUUGGGCAGAGCAUCGUGCUCUCUCCAGCCUUCCUAGACUCGCUAUGGAAAAGUAGGGAGGGAGGCACCAAGCUCAACUUUUCGGAAGGUAGGAAGGAGCCUCACAGCCUUAGGGAGAGAGGCACAGGACAAGGUGGGCGAGGAAAGAGGUUUAUAAGUCGCUUGCUUCCUGAACUCUGUGGACUGAGAGAAGGGACAUUGACCAAGCCAUCCCUAAGAGCCCGCCCGCUGGCGAGGAAAGAAAGGAAGGAAGGACCUUGCGAAUGAGCAGCCAGCGCCUCGCGCAGGACUUAACCUGCUGCUCAGGAUGGAAAAUGCAAGAGGAGGGGAGAGAGACAGUGUGUGUAAAGUGUUCAUAUAAUGCCUCCUUUGAGACCUAGUGACCGAGGACUCAAAUGGGACGGUCAAUGCGAAAUAUCAUAAGUUUUGCCUGCUUGAUUAUAUAGAAAAAAACAUGAAAAUCUGCAUCAAAAAUAUUAAUCCUGCAUGCUGGACAUGUAUGGUAAUAACUUCUAUUUUGUACCAUUUUCCUGUUUAACGUUAGCAUGUUGUUGAUCACGGAUCAUCGCUUUUGGUUUGUUUCUCUGGGCAAGAAGGUGUCGCAGUUCUAACCCUUGGACUGCUGGGCGGGCAGUGAUCUUUUCUGUUCUGGUUGUUAGCUUGUAAAUAUCUGCCCCCAGGAAACCGCACAGAGGCGGCUCAGCAGGCUGGCAGGCUGUGUCUGGGUUUGGUGUUUUUUUUUUUUUAAGUAAAGAAAUAAAGUUACGGGCAUUUGCAUCUGCAUUCAGAAAGCAACUUUUUCUUUUUUUAAAUAUUGGGCGCACUUUGGAGUUGUGUUUUCCUUUCUAUACCCCUACCCCACCCACCCCCCUGUAGUUUUUCAUUUUGGUUUUUCUUUGUUGGGGACUGAGAACUGCUCGAGGUCACAGAGGGAAACAAACCAGGGAAGGGGGUGGCGGCGGAGGGAGAGCUAUCCCUUGGCAAUGGUUUCUGGCGGCUCCAGAAUUUAAAGAGGUAGAGACAGCCUGGAGUGCACCGCAGCCCGGGGAAGGGAGAAGGGUAGUUUAACAUUGGCAUUGGACAUUUUAUUUUCACCUCUUUAUAUCUGAAAUGUUAUACACUCAGGAAACAGAAGGGAGGAAAAAAAAGAUCUACAAUGAUUGUCUUGUAUGCUUCUCCAUUGUAACCAAAACCUUUUCUUGGCUCUCUCUCUCUCUCUCUCUCUCUCUCUCUCUCUCUCUCUCUCUCUCUCCUCUCUCUCCUUCCAUCCUUCUACCACCCCCACCCCCGGGUAAAAAUCCAGGCACGAUUCAGUAGUAGCAAUGCCCAGGAUGCUCCCUUCCUGGGGUUAGUUUAGGGUCGCCUGUAAAAGGCGAUCUGUCCUGCUCUGACCUUCAGUUGGGUUUAGCCUGUGGCCAUGGAAGGGGACACACUCUGAAUGUACUGGAAACGAAAACGUUGGUGAGAAAGAUCGCAACUUUUAAGUGCGUUUUUUGGUGAAACAUGUUCUCUGUUUCUUUCUUUGCUCGGGCAGCAAGUGAGCUUCUUCUCAGUUGUACAGUAGUCAUAAGGCGUCUCUGGGUGUUUUUAUUACUUUUUUUUUUCCUGCAGGUCAGUAAAAGGAUUUAAGUUGCACUGACAAAAAUACCAAAAUGAAAACGUAUUUUUUAUUUCUCUUUAGAAUACGCUGGCACUGCUGGCCGGAUGCAUUUUAAGUUUGUAUUAGUUUAUAAAUUAACAGUAAUAUCAGGAUUGUAUGAACAGCAUGGUGCUUGCAGUUUUAAAUAUCGUGGGUAUUAGUCAUGCAUCAGAAACGAUCUUUGGUUUUUACUGAUUCAACUGUGUUGAAAUCAAACAUGCAGCAGCAAAAUUGUUUUUAUUUCAUGUAAAGUAAGGGAUCAAUUUUAAAUCCUGCUUAUGAUAUGAAAAAUAUUAAAACCUAGUCUAUUGUAGUUUUAUUCAGACUGGUUUCUGUUUUUUGUUAUUAAAAUUGUUUCCUAUUUUGCUUAUUAAAAUCAUUGAAAUGGCAUUUAUUUUGAGAA
This is a messenger RNA of Trichosurus vulpecula (common brushtail), 3694 nucleotides long. It is a transcript of the gene MAFB, whose product is annotated as MAF bZIP transcription factor B. Gene Ontology annotation, cellular component: nucleus. Lineage: Eukaryota; Metazoa; Chordata; Mammalia; Diprotodontia; Phalangeridae. The transcript has a single exon. The record is from RefSeq and is a predicted model, not a curated record. Bases 586 to 1521 code for a protein of 311 amino acids. Gene Ontology annotation, biological process: regulation of myeloid cell differentiation; regulation of transcription by RNA polymerase II. Gene Ontology annotation, molecular function: DNA-binding transcription factor activity, RNA polymerase II-specific; RNA polymerase II cis-regulatory region sequence-specific DNA binding.